GCGAAUAUGUUUGUGGAUAGUCAAUGUCGAUUGUGUUAUGAUAGAUCAAGCUUGUUUUGUACUUGGAGCAAGAAAACUAAUAGUUUUUUGGUGGAUAGGUCACGUCUAAAGAUUCGUAUUAAGUACAAGUGCACUUUGUGUCGUACCACUUGGAUAGCUUGUGGGAAUCAGAGUUCCUUUAGUUGUCUCAAAGGGCCAUUGAAAUAUAUGGCGUUGUUACUUGCAGGCUCUGCUAUUUUUUAUACUGGUUAUAUAAAAUAUUUCAAUAUAGGUUGGUGUUCGGAGUGGAAGACUGAUAUUCCCCAUAUCAACUAUUUAUCUGCUGGACGACAAGCACAAGGAGAGAACGGUUUUGAAAACAAUAAAAUUACUGGAAAGGGAGCCAAAAUAUUCUCAAAAGCAAAGAAACUUGCCGAACUUGAAGAGUUCUCAGCAGCCGAAAAGCUAUAUCAACAGCUGAUACAAGAAGAACCUACGUUUGCUCCAGCAUACAGCAAUUUGGCCAAUAUUCAGAUUAUCUUUGGUAAAUAUUCACAAGCUAUCACCAACUAUACUCGAGCAUUAGAACUAGCACCUUUAUCGAAUGAUACUUGGAUUGUUUAUCUCAAUCGAGCAAAUACUUGGAUUGCUUUGAGAGAUAUUGAAAAGGCAAUGGCAGACAUUGAACAAGCAGCCCAGUGGAAGCCUAAGGAUUCUUUGAUUCUUUCUACUCGAGCAUUGUUAUUCGCUUAUGAAGGAAAGUGGGAUGAAGCCUUUUUAGAAUUUCAAAAUGCUGUGGAGAGUAGACCAAAUGAAGUCCAACCUUUUUGGUUCAAUUAUGGAAUGCUAUUAUUCGAGAAAAGCAAAUCAUUUGAAGCUCGUUCCAUAAUAUAUCGAGUGGCACAAAAGUAUCCAAAAUUAUCAGAUAUUCAUGUUGUACUUGCUGGAAUAGAAUAUGCUGAAGGUAAUAUUCAAACAGCGGAAUCGCAGUGGAAACUAGUUGAACAUCCGAAGAUAUACACGCAUAUAUUUAUUGAAAGGGAAAAAAUAUGGCCUCCUAAAGUAAAGCAAGCUGUGGAAUCGUUUGUUGAGACCGUGAAAAAGAAUUGACUUUAAGUGAAAUAUCUCAAGUAAAUGAAUGUGAGAGAGAAAGAGAGAGAGAGAAAAAAAAGAGCUACAAGAGUGUACUUUUUCAAAGACCAAUUUUUAUACGGAAUUCCUCGUGAGAUUACUGAAUAGUUUAGGAAGACUUAGUGGUUCCUUUUCCUUGACGUUACGAAGACUAUUGGAAGCAAUCGCUUGUUGUUGAGACAGGUAAAUAAAAUACCAAUGGCAAUGCUUAGUAGAACAAAGAGAAAGAAUCUCGUGUUGCUUCCACUAAAAAAAGAUCACGUAUUCAAAAGAUAUUCCUUUUAUUGUCAUAGAAGUUUGGUUGGUACUCUUGUGUCGUUGAAUGAUAGAGUUUCUUGUUAGCUGUUGAAGGAUCUUUUGAUUGGUUGUUGAUGCAAGAAGGAACUUUAGACUUGGUGCAACAUUGGAAGCUGAGUAUUUUAUGUUAUGUUGCCAGAACAAUGGACGGACACACUCAUUGAAAGAAUCCCUGUUUUGAAGUGUGCAUAAUGUAGAGAAAUGUUUCUCGAGAGAUUAUUCUCUUCUGUGUCUAUGAACAAGUUGCUGACACGCCAAGUUUGACAGCAGUCGAGAAUUUCGGUACAUUAAUAGAAAGUGAUUUUCGUUACAAGUUUACAGUGUAUAAUUCAGAUAUUUCG
Galdieria sulphuraria is the source of this 1748-nucleotide messenger RNA. RefSeq lists its product as uncharacterized. The transcript has 3 exons. Gene Ontology annotation, molecular function: protein binding. The record is from RefSeq and is a predicted model, not a curated record. NCBI's taxonomy places the organism in Eukaryota, Rhodophyta, Bangiophyceae, Galdieriales, Galdieriaceae. The coding region runs from base 7 to 1089 and encodes 360 amino acids.